Molecule: messenger RNA, 1194 nt
Organism: Naegleria gruberi
Lineage: Eukaryota; Heterolobosea; Eutetramitea; Acrasida; Naegleriidae
Exons: 1
Coding region: 1-1194 (397 amino acids)
Source: RefSeq, a predicted model, not a curated record
AUGUGGUUACUCGUAGAAACACAACAAUUCGUCAUCAAUAAUAGUGAAGACAUAUCGGAACCAACACCAUCCGAUUCUUCUUCUAUUGCAAUAAUUCCAUCAGCAACAUCAUCCAAUAUUACUAACACUAGUGGUGAUGAUAAUAAUCAGCAACAACAUCAAGAAUCAAUUACAUCCUCCUCUUCAUCCUCUUCAUCAUCAACAAUAAUUUUGAAUAAUUCAUUUCUUCAUGAAGCACCUUUGAAUGUAAAUUUAACUGAAUUAAAUUCAGCACUUUCAAGAAUUGUUAAAGGAAGACAUGUUUUAUUUUCAUGUUUUGAAUAUUUACUUUCUAAUCAAUUAAUUAAAAAGGCUAAAGAUGAACAAGAAUUAAAAGAAAAAGAAUCAAUUUUAUAUAAUGAAUUAUUUCCAAUAUUUCAAAAUUGUUGUGACAAAUCAUUUAUAAUAAGUCAUAAAAUUCCAAUUACACCUCAAAUAAUUCAUGAAGAAAAGACAAAUUUAAAAAAGAUUUGUGAAAAACAUUUAAAUUCAAAUAAUUUUAUAACUUUAUGUAAACUUAUUGAUGCAAUUGAAAAGAAUACAGAUUAUAUUCACUCAAUAACAUGUUUUAAUGGUAAAAAGAGUCUUUCACAUUCAGAUUAUAAAAAGUAUGAUGAUUUGAGACGAGUAUUUGCAACAGAUAAUGAAAAAACAAAAAUUAACAUCAAGAUUGAAAUUAAAUUGAAUACACCAGUUCAUAUUCAUUUAACUAAAUGUGAAUUUGCACCUCCCCUAAUAGAAAACAAGAAGAGAAAGGCAAGACAAUUAACAAAUCUUGAAGAAGAAAUGCUUUCCAAUAAUGAUGAAAAUGGAUCUUUCUUUCAUAUUAAAAAGAAGAAGGUUGAAAAGUAUGGUCCAAGAAGAUUGAAAAUUCCAGAUGAUCUCGCAAUUAAAAAGGAACAAUUGGAAUAUAUUGGAGAAUCAAGCAUGUUAAAAAAUAGAUUAAAGAAUGAAAGAUUACAGAAAAUGCUUUUAGAAGUUGAUGCUAAUUAUGAUAGAGAACAAGUUUUGGAUUUCUUUUUGGAAACUGAACCUGAAUUUUUAAUAUUCUGUGAAGAGUUACUUUACAUUAUGGGAAGAAGAGAUGAUAAUGAUUUGAAACAAAUUCAUGAAGUUAAUGCUAAAUAUGAACAAAUGAAACAGAAUAAACAAUAA